AUGGUCGAUACCGAAAACCACACUGCUUCCAAUGAUGCAGACGCUCAGCUUGCCGCCAUGGGCUACAAAGCUGAAUUACCACGUUCGUUAUCAUUCUUUUCUGUGCUCGGACUAUCCUUUGCCAUUAUGGCUGUGCCUUUCGGUGAAUCGACAACACUUUCUAUCGGUCUCACAAACGGUGGCCCUGUGACUAUCUUUUACGGUUGGAUAUUCAUUACUAUUAUUUCAAUAAUUAUUGCUGCAAGUCUCGCAGAAAUUUGUUCAGCAUAUCCAACAUCAGGAGGUGUCUAUUAUUGGUCCGCAAUUCUGGCAAACAAGAAAUGGGGAUCUCUUGCUUCUUGGACAACUGGUUGGUUAGGAAUUGUUGGAAAUUGGACAGUGACUACGUCCAUUUGUUUUUCUGGUGGACAAUUAAUACUAUCAGCUAUUGAUCUUUGGAAUGAAUCCUAUGUUCCAGCUGCUUGGCAUGUCGUCCUCAUGUAUUGGGCUGUCCUAUGUGUAGUAUUGUUAACGAAUAUCUUUGCUUCAAAACACUUAGAUUUUAUUAAUACUGUAUGUGUUUAUUGGACGGCUGCUUCUGUUUUGAUCAUACUCGUUACUGUGUUGUCUAUGGGAAAGGGAGGCAGACGAAGCGCAGCAUAUGUAUUUACUGAGUUUGAUGCAACAAGAGCUGGUUGGCAACCGGGUUGGGCGUUUUUCGUCGGAUUACUUCAACCUGCCUACACUCUCACUGGUUAUGGUAUGGUGGCAGCCAUGUGUGAAGAAGUUCAAAAUCCGGAGCGAGAAGUCCCAACAGCAAUGGUACUGUCUGUUGUUGCUGCUGGAGUUACAGGUAUCGUGUAUCUUAUCCCUAUACUUUUUGUCUUGCCCGAUGUCGAUACACUGCUUGCUAUACCAACUGGUCAACCAAUUGGUUACAUUUUCAUGACGGCAACAGGCUCAGCUGGUGGUGGCUUUGCCCUUUUAUGUCUUAUUGUUGUUAUUCAGUUUUUUGCUGGAGUAGGCUCCUUAACAGCAACCUCUCGGUGUCUAUACGCCUUUAGUCGAGAUGGUGCUGUGCCAGGUUCACGGAUUUGGGCAAAAAUCAACAAGCAAUACGAUGUUCCACUCAACGCUUUAUUAUUUUCCACUCUGAUUCAAGGUCUGCUCGGUCUCAUUUAUCUUGGCUCAUCAGCUGCAUUCAAUGCAUUUACUGGCGUGGCUACAAUAUGUCUUUCUGCUUCGUACGCAUUACCCGUUCUGAUACUUCUCAUUAGCGGACGUCAUUUAGUAGCUAAUGCUCAUUUUCGUCUUGGUAAAUUUGGCUACGCUAUCAAUAUCAUUACGGUUCUCUGGAUUCCACUGGCUAUCAUCUUGUUUACGAUGCCAACAGCAAUACCGGUGACGCCUUCAAGUAUGAACUAUGCCAGUGUGUUGUUCGUUUUCUUUGGUGGAGUCAGCGUUCUAUGGUAUGUCAUUAGUGGAAGAAAACAUUUCACAGGUCCACAUGUACCUACAAUUGAUGAAUUCGGAAAAAAACAGAUGUUGAACAUUGCUACUGUCAGUGAUGAGUUAGCUGAUCAAAACCGAUAA
Messenger RNA from Rotaria socialis, 1572 nucleotides. The record is from the annotation of a GenBank genome assembly. Lineage: Eukaryota; Metazoa; Rotifera; Eurotatoria; Philodinida; Philodinidae.